Molecule: messenger RNA, 386 nt
Organism: Owenia fusiformis
Lineage: Eukaryota; Metazoa; Annelida; Polychaeta; Sabellida; Oweniidae
Source: the annotation of a GenBank genome assembly
UGGAAGGGCUACACCCAUAUCAAAACUACACUUUUGAUGUGUCUGUUAAGGUCGCCUCUAGGAAUAGCUCUGAUCCUGAAGCAUGGAGUGACAGUAAACAGGAUAAAGCAAGGACUAAACAAGAUAUCCCUGCAAGAGGGCCAGGCGUCCAUGGAGGUGGAUUUGAAAUAAGAGAUGUAAAUCCAUCAGAUUCCACCCGAACAGUUGUUGUGUAUUGGGAGGAUAUCCCACAAGAAGAUAAGAAUGGUAUCCUUAUAGAUUGCCGUGUACGUGAUGUGUCAGAAGAUGGUCCUACAGUCUCAUAUAAUGCUGCAACUCUGUGUGUUGUUCCUGCAGAUAGGAACAUGUGCUCCACCACAUUAAAACAGGACCGGGCAUACAGAUUG